GCUCUCAAAAGUAUUGGCGCCCUGCACCUCCAACUCUCAAAAGUAUGGGCGCCCUGCGCCGCUGGCUCUCAAAAGUAUUGGUGCCCUGAGCAUCCAGUUCUCAAAAAUAUUGGUGCCCUGCAUUUCCUGCUCUCAAAAGUAUUGGCACCCUGUGCGUCCGGCUCUCAAAAAUAUUGGCGCCCUAUGCUCUCAGCUCUCAAAAGUAUUGGCGCCCUACGCUUCCGGCUUUCAAAAGUAUUGCUGCCCUACAAUGUUGGCUCUCAAAAGUAUUUGUGCCCUUCGCCGUUGGCACUCAAAAGUAUUGGCACCCUAUGCCGUCGGCUGUCAAAAGAAUUGGCACCCUACGCCAGGGGCUCUCAAAAGUAUUGGCGCCCCAUCCCUGUUUCGCCACGGCAAGCACCACUCACAUUUUCUUCAGGAAAUGUACCGGUGUAGUUAUUCUUCUUCUUCCACUUUUUUUUGGCAUGUAACUAGUCCCGCAGCUUUUGUCAGAGUUCCACGGGUGAGGUGUCAAAUCGAUCGGCUUAUUGAGGAGAGGUGUGUUAUGAUGUUCAUAAGUGAUCGGAAUGCUGGAAUUCCCGGAACGGAAGUUCAAAGUCGGAAAAUUUCCCAUUGACUUGCAUUGAGUUGCGAAAGAAUUGCCGCCCUACAUGGCGUGCUCUAAAAGAAUUGCCUCCGUACACGUCCGGCUCUAAAAAUUAUUGGCACCCGAUCUGUACGGCUCUCAGAAGUAUUGGUGCCCUAUCUGGAAAGCUUUCAAAACUAUUGGUGCCCUAUCUGGCUGGCUCUCAAAAACAUUGGCACCCCGGAUGGCUGGCUCUCCAAAGUAUUUUCGCCCUACACAGCGGGCUCUAAAAAGUAUUGCUGCACUACAAGGCCAUCUCUAACAGUACUGGUGCCUGAGAGUUAUAUGCAUGAUUUUCUGUAUGCUAUUCAUUAUAUUACUCUGUUAUACCUUUACUACAUUUCAGGUAGCAGAAAUGUGUUAAUUUAAGAAUUAUGUCAAUGAGAAACUCAAAUCAUGUUAAUGAGAAAUCUUUUAAAUAGAAUAUCAAUGCAUUUAUUGACUUAUAACAAAUUGUCCAUUCAUCCAUCCAUUCUCUGUACAGCUUAUCCUAGACAGGGUGGCAGGGAGCCUGGAGACUAUACCAGGGGACCUGGGGCACAAGGUAGGGAACACCUGGGAAAAAGUGCCAAUCCAUCACAGGGCACAAUCUCGCACACAUUGAAACAAUUUGGAAAUGCCAAUCAGCCUAUAACGCAUGUCUUGUCUAUGGGAAGAAACAGUAGUACCCAGAGGAAAGCCAUGAAGCACUGGAAAAACAUGCAAGCUCUGUGCACUUAGGGCAGAUGCAGGAAUUGAACCCCCAACCCUGGAGGUGCAAGGCAAGUGGACUAACCACUAACCCAUCAUGCCACCCUUAUAAUGAACUAUUACUUGGCCAAUUGGAUAUUUGACUGUGUUUAUUCAUUGUUUUGAUAAAUAAUUUCCAGUCAAUCUUUUAGCAUGGGUUCUGGUUUCCAAAUAAGUUGGGACAGUAUGGAAAAUACAAAAAACAAAAAAACAAAGAGUCAUUUGAAAAUUUAAUUCACCCUGUACUAUAUUGAAAACACAUGAAAGAAAGACAGAUCAGCAUUAAAUGGAGAUUUUUGAGUUUUUCUGAGCUAGUAUUGAUAAAACCUAGCUGAAAGUAAAAAGGGCUCUUCAUAGGUAUAACUAAAAGUUAGAUUGUGUAUGAGUUUCCUGGUUUUUGCUAGAUGAUUCCCACUGUUGUUUCCUAUAUGCUGCCACCAAGAUGCAAGCCAUUAGUGAUAUGCCACUCAAUGAGGAAAGUCUCCUCUUCCUGGGCAUUAUUUAGAGGCCUGCCAGUCUAUCACUGCGUGCCUUCUCCAGGUUCUUCAGGGUUAGAAUUGCCCUCCAAGUCAUGUCACCUGUCAGUCCAUCCACUCUAAUUUGAUUAUGUAAAUUUUUGUGGAAAGUAUGCAAACAAAGACGUCAUCAAACAUGAAAAUGACAAGCAGCAUCUCAAUUAGUCAGAUGUUGCAGAAAGACUUUGAAGAACAGUGAGAUGUCGAAAGCUGCAACACUGAGUGUUUACCUCCGUAGCAUUUCAGAGUUUACCAACAUCAAUGAUGAAACAGCAUCUGUUCACACUCCUGUUUUUCACAGGAGUUGUCCCCCUUGCUCAAUCUGUGAACCGUACGUACUUUCUGGUCCAGCAAGGAAGAAAUUGGACUGAUGCUCAGAUUUACUGCCAAGCCACAUACACUGACUUGGCUAUCAUCAAAAGUAAUGAUGACGUGAUCCAACUACAGAAUGAAACACAGAGUCAGAAUUUCAAUUCCAGUGCUUGGAUUGGAAUGUACAGUAACCGUUACAGCUGGCACUGGUCCCUUGGAUAUGAACCAGUGACAAAUAUAUUGGGAAAUUGGAAAGUUGCACAGCCAGAUAACAAUGGUGGAAACCAAAACUGUGGUGCUACAUCUCCUUCUGGUUGGUUGGAUCUGCCCUGUACUCACAUGCGCCCCUUUGUGUGCUUUGAUGAAACAAAAACCGGCAAUGACAGCUACAUUUACAUAAAUAAUAGUGUACAAUGGCCUGAAGCUCAGGCUUACUGCAGAAAGUAUCACACAGAUCUGGCUAGUGCGAGAGAUGAAAAAGAAAACUCAGUUAUACAGAAGCUAGUCUUUGACUGGACAUGGUUUGGAUUGAUAAAAGACCCCUGGAAGUGGGUGGAUCAUACCAACUUCUCUACUAUCAGCUGGAUGUCUCGACAACCUGAUAAUAGCAUGCAGAAUGAAAAUUGUGGUUAUAUAUAUAUGGGCAAGGCCGCUGAUGCACCGUGCACAGAUAUUUUGCCUUUCUUCUGUUACUCGGUAAGCACAAAGCAACAAAUCAUAAAGAUGAAGAUCCAGUCCAUUCAGGAUUUGAAUGAUCCUGCAGAAAAUGCGGCCAUCAUGGAGAAGAUCAAGCAGAAACUGAAGGAUAAUGGGAUGGUAGAGGGCAUCAAGGUGAAAUGGAGAGUACAACCAGAUGGAGAGGUGUUUCACAAGGAGAAAUAAACUAAUACUGCAAUAGAAAAAGGAGGUCUCUAAGUCUAUAGCUGUGUCUCAAAUACAGUAAUUCUGUAGUGCAUUAGUCAUUUUUGUUGAGUAGUAUGUUUACUCAGUAAAUGUAAUAAGACGUAGUUCACUAUUAGAGGGAUGGUGAAGGGGAAAUAAUUAUUUACUCACUUUAAAAAUGCAUAACUUAUAUAUAGAUAUUCUUAUUGCUUUCCUUAUCAUUAGCAUUAAUUAACCAAUUUAUUCAUGAUCAGGUAGAAUUCAUGGACUGUGUGAUGUAAGAAUCAGUGAUUAAUGUGCAGGAUUAAUGUGCAUAUCUAUAAAAUGCAAAGCACAUUCCUAAAAGAUCAAGCACACAGAGGGCUGGAAACAAAAUCAAAACAUGACAGAAGAGGCAGAAGUGGAAGUUAUUUUGACUCACGUCUAUGCCAAUAAAACAUAUUUAGUAGUGUACCAGCACCUGAAAAGGUCAACAUCUUGAGGUAAAUUACAGAAAAGGUUAAAUAGGUGUGAAUUAAGUGAGGUGAAAAGAAUUGCAUGACUAGUUUUAUUUGUUCUAAUUCAUGGGUUUGUGUUGGCUGGCUUCCUUUAUUUUUCAUAUUUUUUAAUUAAUGCCAAUGAUUGCUUAAUGGUUAAGGCUCUGGGUUACUGAUCAGCAGAUUGGGGUCAUGGCUGACCCUGUGCUCUGACCCCAACUUCCUAACAGUCUGGCAUAUGCAAAGAAUGAAUUUCACUGUACUGUAACGUAUAUGUGAUAAAUAAAGGCUUCUAUUCUAUUCUUUGAAAAGAAAUGGGUUUCACAAAAUUUUCUUGAUAGUACUCUUAGGCUACAUUCACACUGCAGGCAACAGUAGCCCAAAUCAGAUUUACUGAACAAAUCCCAUU
Molecule: messenger RNA, 3948 nt
Organism: Ictalurus punctatus (channel catfish)
Lineage: Eukaryota; Metazoa; Chordata; Actinopteri; Siluriformes; Ictaluridae
Product: P-selectin
Exons: 6
Coding region: 2131-3063 (310 amino acids)
Source: RefSeq, a predicted model, not a curated record